AUGGUUUUGUGUUGUUCACAGAAAACAGUAGUAGCUGUAUUAGACCAGAUGAUGAAUCCUCAUUGGCCAUAUCUUCCAAAACGCCAAGAAAACUAUGAAACUGAAAUGGAGAGGGAGGCAAUUGAAGGAGUUUGGAAUACAGUUUCAGAUGAUCCAUUAAACUAUCAUUUUUACUAUCAUAUUUUGGAUGGAGAUGAGGGAGGACGACCCCCACAGAUUAUGACUUCAGAUGGACACCAGCAGAUGGAAAACAAGUAUUUCAACUGGGAAGACAAGUCUUGUUUACAUGCCAUAGCAAAGAGCAACAACAAAGUAAGUUUAAACUAGAAAAAAAUUUCUGGUAAAUGCUAAGCAAUUGUAGCUGAAGUUAAAAGUGUAAUAUGUCACUUAAGAUAUUUAGAAAAAGUAGAAACAUUCAGAUUUAUCUGUUGUUACAUAAAGCUGCAGGAGUUUGAUUGUUAGAUCGCUCUUGACUCAUGCUUUGGACAGAAAUCAGUUCUUGAUUUUCAUCAUGUUAGGAAGCUUUGCAGCAUCCUGUGGUUAGAAUGUUGAUUGAAACAAAAUGGAAAAGUUAUGGACACUUGUUUCUCAGGUAAAUGAGUUGUGUUUGCAGGUUCCAAUAUUGCAAAUUUUAGAAAUAAGGGUAUCAUAUUUAUUUAAUUAUAUAGAUGUUGAAUUUAAUAUUGAUGUAACUCUAAGUAUGGGUGAUAAAGACAGAAUUUACUGAGGUUUUUUUUGCCACUUAACACACAUUAUUCACUAGUGAAAGCACUUCUAUGCAAUAUGAUUCAGUCUUAUGGCAAUUUCUUUUGGGACAGUGUUAAUACAUGCAUACUGUCCAAAUUUAAGCCUUUGAUUUUUCAAAGGUUUAUUGCAAACAUAUUAGACAGGUUACCAAGAACUUAAUGUUUUAUAUCUUCAUUUGAAUUUCUAAUCCUGUGCCCUUUCUUCAUUUUGCUUCUGCAAAGAGUUAUCAUAAUUUCUUUUUCUUUUCUGUAGCCUCCAAGCAGCAUCGUUUUGCAUCUUCCUACUGUCCAUGUCAUAUUCUCUGCUGCAUGCCUCUACCAAACUGGACCCCACCCGUUACAACGGUGCGCUGGACUCAGUGCGUGGACUUUGUGAGGUUGUCACUCUACUCAUGGUUGUGUUUUACAUCUGUGAGGAAAUAAAUCAGAUAAGAAUGUAAGUAAUUAUGGGGAUCAAGGGUUACUGUGGAAAUUUCAUCAAGACCUUCCAUUUGACUCCAUAUCGCAAUUAAUGACCUCAAAUUUGAAGAGGAGCAUAGUUGUGAAAUUGUUUGAUUUCUUGCAGAGAGGGGCGCUCUUAUUUCACAGAGUGGAUGACCUUGUUUGACUGGUUAGGCCUGCUGUUGAUAUUGUGUAUAGUACCGUUACGAUACAUGGAUCAUAAAGCACAGUGGAUGGUGACAUCUCUGGCCUUCUUGUUCAACUUCCUGAGGAUAUUUAAAUUUUCAUGUGUAUCAAGGUAACACAGAACUCCCAAUUGAUUACUGUAGAGCAAAAAGAUGACUUAAAGCUCCUCCCUUCGUUAGUUUAACCUAAACUUACGUUUUUCAUAGGACUACGGGAUUAUACACGCAAACCUUGGCAAAGAUCAUUUUACACGACGUCACAAGAUCCAUGGCAGUUUUUAUUGUGAUCUUUUUCUCCUUCUGUGGUGCCUUGACUUUAUCACUUUGUUACUCCGGAUCCAGUGAGAACCAAGAACUUCGGUGCGUCUCUGUUGAGUAUAUCUCCUUAACCUUCCUUGUUUUGGAAAAAACUAAUUCAGGGUAUCGUUUGCUACAAGUCAGUAAAAUAUGAAAUAAUUGCUACUGGAAUUUGUUUAAUUUGAUCUGCUCUUUACUAGCUAGAUUUUUUGUUUACUCAAACUAUUCUCAUCCUUUCUGGCAAAAGUAAGUUAUUGAUCGCGGGAAUUUGGAUGUUGAAUAUAGCGCGUGAGAAGUGCAAAGAAACCCAACAUACUAAUUUUAAUUUUUGGUUUUGCCUUUAGUGGUUUUGGAGACGUCUUGAUGAGCGGGUUUCGAGCGCUAUCCGAGCAGUAUCCAAUGGCGCAAAAUUACUCACCUUUCAAGUACGUAACACUAAUAUUUAAGUUAUUGCUGUUCUUCUCUCUGCGCGUAAAGAUUGUUAGGAUUGGAGUUUUAAAAGUCAGCUUAGGGAAGCUAACGUCACAUGUCAGAUAUUUAAUAGGGGAUCGGUUCUGUUUAGUAAGUCACUUAUUUUCCUCCGGUGGAUAAGCUAAGCUUUGUGAAUAUUUCUUUCCCGCAGCUGGCUGUCAGUUCUUCUAAUGAUGGCGUAUAUGGGAACAGUGACUGUGAUUCUGCUCAACAUUCUUGUUGCUCAGAUGAGUACGACCUACACACAGGCUAAGAAAGUCGCUCGUCUGGAAUAUGAUGUGGAUCGUAUUUUACAGCUCACGCGCAUGGAGAGAUUUCCUUUCCUGGUGAGUAUCACUUGGUAAUUAGGAUAGAGCCGUUAAGAUAUUGACGUUAGGUGUGAUAACGCAAAUGUACUGCCUGCCUCGUGCAAGUGUGAAUGAGGGAGUGGAAGGUGAAGGUCAUUGAUUUAUUAUGCAACAACCUUUCUCUCUGCAGAAUUUACGUGUGAAGUUUUACAAAGAGGGAGACUGGAUCAGUGAAAUGAAACUUGCAAAAGGUCGGUAAAGAAAUAAAUGAGACUAGUUAUUAAGACAUACCAUCAGUCACAGGAUUUUGUUGGCUGAAAGCUGGAAUGGCUAUUGGUCAGAAGGACAAAUUUGGCGGGGCUACGGAAAGGAGUAGUGUGGAAACGAAAAGAAGGGCUGCUCACUUUGCUAGCCUUUGUUUUAAUUGGCAAGAGCUCUGUAGCUGUCUGAGCGAACAGUUUCAAAUAAUAAUCAUUUUCCAUUUCAAUUCCUCGUUGGUGGGUUAGAGGAAGUCUCGUGAAGAGUACGUAAAAGCGAAACAUCUUGCUUUCCGAUGCUAUAAUGCGUAGAAAUUUCAUUGUGUUCUCAGAUGUGAUCUUGGUUUUGUUCACAGAGCUUCUGGAAUUCAGUGAAGAUCGCAGUCCUUGGGAGUCGGUUGAAGAGAAACUUAAUGAUAUCAGGUACGAAUAAUUCCUUCAAUUCCUACCUUUCCUGACCAUCAGCUUCUUCAUUAACCCAGCAAUCACACUUUGAGCGUUUUGUAUCAAGUGUUGUAAAACCAAAACUAAAUUAAUAAAGGGGGUACAUUGCUAAGAAACUGUGGAGCUGCGUCGGUGGGAGAGUAUAACAGGGUAUUUUUAGUAUUAUCAACUGAGUUGAUAACGUAAGUUAGCCACCGUAAAGAGUUUCAAAGCUGACGUUUCGAGCGUUAUCGCUUCGUCAGAACGAAACUAAAUUUGAUACAGCGACAUAUCGGAAGGCAAAUCCAAAAAAAAAAAAAAAAAAAUACAGGAAAAAAAAAUCAAUCAAACUGUCCGAAGCGUGGGAAAACAAUUGUGAUCAAGUCUAAAUCUGAUUGAUUGAGAGGAUGGGGCGAGUUUUCAAAACCAAUCAGAGAGCAAAGUGUAACAAAAUUGACGUGUUGGAUUUCCCACGGCUCGUUACUAAACUUUCUUACUCACCCCGCGCUUUCACAUUUUUGUGUAUCAGCGGUUUUCUUUAAUUUAUUGUGAGUUUCUUAUUUUAGGGAUCUGAUGAGAAAGAUGGUUAAACAGAUGAGGCCUGGACGCGAAUAA
This is a messenger RNA of Pocillopora meandrina, 3722 nucleotides long. NCBI's taxonomy places the organism in Eukaryota, Metazoa, Cnidaria, Anthozoa, Scleractinia, Pocilloporidae. The record is from the annotation of a GenBank genome assembly.